This is a messenger RNA of Piliocolobus tephrosceles (Ugandan red Colobus), 1733 nucleotides long. RefSeq names its product olfactory receptor 2AT4. Gene Ontology annotation, cellular component: membrane. NCBI's taxonomy places the organism in Eukaryota, Metazoa, Chordata, Mammalia, Primates, Cercopithecidae. Gene Ontology annotation, biological process: G protein-coupled receptor signaling pathway. The transcript has 2 exons. Gene Ontology annotation, molecular function: G protein-coupled receptor activity; olfactory receptor activity. The record is from RefSeq and is a predicted model, not a curated record. Bases 719 to 1675 code for a protein of 318 amino acids.
GCUCUUCCCACCCAAGGCCAAGUGUGACGACUCCACGCAAGACAUCAAGGCGGACCAGGAUUGGUAGGAGCAGAAGUCCAGACACCUAGCUUAAAUGGAGUCAGAAAGAACCACUACUCAAGGCAUACAAGAAAGAAACUUAAUAAGAGUGUGAGCAGCUGCAUAUUACACACAGCCUUGGAGAAAGGAGCCCCUCAAUGGAACAUGGUGGAACUUUGAGUGAGUGCAAAAGUAGAGACAUGAGCUUAAGGACUUGAUUUAUGAGAUCUGACAUCAACCUAAACCACACAGCAUGGAACCUUAGAUGAAGAUCAGAAGAAGCCUUUCCAAAGCACUUUCACAAUUAUAAUUCAACAAUCAACUGUUUAGAUUUGAUUUUCCCAGUAAAAUAUAAACUCUGGGAAGACAAGAACUUUGCCUGCCUCCUUCGCUUUGAUCACUUCAUCACCUAAACAAAGCGUACAGACUUCUAUUUGGUAGGUUAUUAAUUAAUUAAUAAUCAAUAUUUGACAAACUUUGGGUUCACAUGGUAAAAGUCAAUACCAUAGCCCCUCAUCAGUCCUCUACAGUUGGUUGUAAAUAAUUGUGCUUAUAUUACUGACAGAGUAAACAUUAUAGAAUUAUCACUCCAGAAUCCUUUGUUUCUAUGGUUUCCAGAUGUUUCCAGUGUCUAGAUGUUCCAGCUGCCCAUCUCUGAGAAAUCCAGCUCUGUCUCACCAUGGAUACCACAGCCUGUAGUGAAUCAGUGGAUGGCUCACCCAUCUUCUAUCCGGUGGGCAUCCCCUCUCUGCCAGAGACCUUCUUCCUCCCUGUGUUUUUAAUUUUCCUCCUCUUCUACCUUCUCAUCCUGAUGGGUAAUGCCCUGGUUCUGGUGGCCGUGGUGGCAGAGCCUCCACAAGCCCUGUACUUCUUUCUGAUCAAUCUCUCCACCUUGGACAUCCUUUUCACCACAACAACUGUCCCCAGGAUGCUGUCUCUAUUCUUGCUUGGGGACCGCUCCCUCAGCUUUUCUUCCUGCUUACUGCAGAUGUACCUCUUCCAAAGUUUUACAUGUUCAGAAGCCUUCAUCCUGGUGGUCAUGGCCUAUGACCGCUAUGUGGCUAUCUGUCACCCACUGCACUACCCUGUCCUCAUGAACCCACAGACCAGUGCUACCUUGGCAGCCAGUGCCUGGCUUACUGCCCUCCUCCUGCCCAUCCCAGCAGUAGUAAGGACCUCCCAGAUGACAUACAACAGGAUUGCCUACAUCUACCACUGCUUCUGUGAUCAUCUGGCUGUGGUCCAGGCCUCCUGCUCUGACACCACCCUCCAGACCCACAUGGGCUUCUGCAUCGCCAUGGUGGCGUCCUUCCUCCCCCUUCUCCUGGUGCUUCUCUCCUAUGCCCACAUCCUGGCCUCGGUGCUUCGUAUCAGUUCCCAAGAAGGACGGGCAAAAGCCUUCUCCACCUGCAGCUCCCACCUCCUGGUGGUGGGCACCUACUACUCAUCUAUUGCCAUAGCCUACGUGGCUUACGGGGUUGACCUGUCCCUUGACUUCCACGUCAUGGGCAAUGUGAUAUAUGCCAUUCUCACACCAAUUCUCAACCUUCUCAUUUACACUCUGAGAAACAGGGAUGUAAAGGCAGCCAUCACCAAAAUCACAUCUCAAGACCUAAGCUGUGACAGGAGCAUUUGACCUUUAAAUGCAGCUAAUUCUGCUUCCAGGACACCAAAUAACAGUGCUUAGCACAGAG